Molecule: messenger RNA, 707 nt
Organism: Psylliodes chrysocephalus
Lineage: Eukaryota; Metazoa; Arthropoda; Insecta; Coleoptera; Chrysomelidae
Source: the annotation of a GenBank genome assembly
AUGACGAAUUUAUCUUCACUAAUUAUUUAUAUUGUGAUCGGCGCUAUAACUAAAUCCGUUUUUUCUUCACAUCAUGAUGAUUAUUACCACGAAUUUCACAGAGAGGACUGCUUCGAUGCCCCCGAAUAUGUUAGUUGUGGAUCGAAAACGAAUUUAAUCCCAGUUUGGACCUGGGACUAUAGAUAUGAAAAAUGUAUCCUGGAUACGGCAGGGGGAUGCAAAAGAACCAACAACUCAUUCCAUUCGAAAGAGCAUUGCAAAGAAAUAGCAAAACCAGUUUGCAACAACCUAAAUAUCUACUUAGAAAAAAACGGACAUGAAUCUUCUCACCACCACCACCAUCAUCAUCAUUAAGAAAACACAUUUGUAGAGCAGCUUUAUUAAUAAAACAUAUUUUUCUGUUUUAAAUGUAUCAGUUUGUUGAUUAAUUAUCAUUCAAUGCUCUAAAUCAUGGAAAAACUAAAACUUUGGUUUUAUAGACUGUAAAAUUCAUGUUAGUUGUCGGAAAUAACAUGUUGAAUCUAUCAAUAAAUAAAUAAACAAACACUUAUUAUUUAUGACCAGAACUAAUUCAGCACAAAGGCAUAAAUAAUAAAAAAAAAUGUGUUUUAUGUGUUAUAAAUUUUAAAUAUAUGUAGUUAAAAUAACAUUCCGAAAAUAUGAGUAUAUUUUCUGUAAUUUUAUCAAUAAUAAUAAUAAUAAUAAUA